Molecule: messenger RNA, 1077 nt
Organism: Meyerozyma guilliermondii ATCC 6260
Lineage: Eukaryota; Fungi; Ascomycota; Pichiomycetes; Serinales; Debaryomycetaceae
Exons: 1
Coding region: 1-1077 (358 amino acids)
Biological process (GO): protein K48-linked deubiquitination
Cellular component (GO): cell periphery; cytosol
Molecular function (GO): cysteine-type deubiquitinase activity; K48-linked deubiquitinase activity; cysteine-type carboxypeptidase activity
Source: RefSeq, a predicted model, not a curated record
AUGACGACCACCAGUUUCAAAAUAAAGCCAAUUCUGUGGUCCGAGUAUGACCACCAUGCCCUGAUCCUACUCCAGGACGAAAAUGGGCCGUGUGCGUUGAUUGCCCUUGUAAAUACUGUUAUCUUGAAACACCAAAUAGAAUCUAGAAAAGUCGCCUUUGGUGAAUUGCACCGGAAUGAACACCAGGAUAGGAGAGCCAGAGCAAUAGAGAACUUGCAGUCACGAUUGGGUCGGUUGGAGGCGGAAAAAAAGUCAAUUUCAUUGAAUUCUCUUCUCGAAUCUUUGGGAGAAUUGAUCCUCGAGUUGUUUGAAAAUGAACAAUAUCCUGAAUACGACGUUGAUCGUCUCGUGUCGAGCCUCCCAUUACUACACACAGGGCUUACGGUAGAUCCCAUACUCACAGAUAUUACUUUUCCCAAGUCAGAUUUGGCUUCUGUUCUUUUUGGAAUUUUCUCUUUGUCGUUCAAACAUGGAUGGUGUUUAGACCCCAACGAAGAUCCUGAAGCCUUUUCUUUCUUCAGCCAGUACCCAACGUUCGAUAGGGCCCAAGACUGCUUCAUACAAAACCCUCAGGCGUAUUCACAGGCCCAGGAAUGGUUGGCUGCAAAUCGGUCGCAAUUGACAUCUUUUGGUUUACGCAAAAUCGAUUCUGUUAUGGAAGACGACGAGCUUGCUGUGUUCUUCCGCAAUAACCAUUUCAGUACGCUCUACAAAAAGGGUCCUGGGGAAUUUUACUUGUUGGUGACAGAUGAGGCCUUCAACUCUCAUCGACGUAUAGUGUGGCAGUCAUUAAACUCUGUUUCCGGGAAAGAUGAGUUGUUUUUCACUGGAGAUUUUGUGCCAGUGUUCCUCGAUGAUUCUACUGAUCAUGGUGCCACCGACAUGUCGGACGACUAUCUUUUGAUGAAACAGCUUCAAGAAGAAGACGAUAUGCGCAUGGCUCGCAACAUCCAAAAACUGUACAACAAACCUGCGGUGAAGCCUGAGAAGGAGGGAAAAGAAGCGAAGACUUCCAAGCCUCAAGAAAAGAGCCAGGAAAAGAAGAAGAAGAAAAAGACCGACUGUGUAGUCAUGUAA